Molecule: messenger RNA, 2160 nt
Organism: Cuscuta epithymum
Lineage: Eukaryota; Viridiplantae; Streptophyta; Magnoliopsida; Solanales; Convolvulaceae
Source: the annotation of a GenBank genome assembly
CUUAGGAAUUGUGGCUUCACUUGAUCACAGCCUACAGUUUGGAAGAAUCUGUACUUUACUUUUCCGAUUCCCUAAUCCCUACCACUGGUCGUGGUCGACUCACUCGAUUGGUGGAGAGUGGUAGGUCCAAGUGUCCAACUAUAGCUCACAUGCCAGAAGGGUUUUGAACUUCCCCCCAAAAUACAUAUCCGCCAUGGAAACUCCACCACAACCCCGAAAGAGAGGCCGACCCAAGGGUUCAACCAAAAAGGUCAAGGAGGACAAACAACGCGAUUCGAAGCCUUCAGAUGCAGCCGCUGCCUCCACCUCCAAGAUUCGCAGGGGGGCCGGUACUGGCAUUAAGGUCGCCGGCACCUCUGAUGAGAAGUAUGGCCAGUGGAAGUCACUGGUUCCGGUUCUUUAUGACUGGUUCGCUAAUCAUAAUCUCGUCUGGCCUUCACUCUCUUGCCGGUGGGGUCCUGUGGUUGAGCAGCACAGUCACAAAAUUCUCCAGCGGCUUUACCUAUCUGAACAGACAGAUCAAUCAGCACCAAACACACUGGUUAUAGCUAACUGUGAGGUUGUUCGAGCAAGAAUUGCAACUGGAAGUCACAUGAAAAAUUUCAAUGCGGAAUCACACUCGCCAUAUGUCAAAAAGUACAAAACAAUUAUUCACCCAGGAGAGGUGAACAGGAUCAGAGAGCUUCCUCAGAAUAAAAACAUAGUGGCUACCCAUACUGAUAGUCCCGAGGUUUUAAUAUGGGAUGUUGAAGCCCAACCUCAUAGGCAAGAUGUUCCUGGAGCUGCUGUUUCUGUUCCAGAUUUGAAAUUAACUGGACAUCAAGAUAAUGCUGAAUUUGCUCUGGGAAUGUGCCCCCUUGAGCCCUUUGUGCUAUCUGGAGGAAAAGAUAAAUGUGUAGUACUGUGGAGCAUUCAGGAUCAUAUAUCUACAUUGGCUACAGACAGACAUAAGGCUGAAGGGUCAGCUGGUUCAUCUAUUAAAGCUGUUGACAAUCCUUCAAUUGGAGCCCGUGGAAUCUUUAAAGGGCAUGAUGAUACUGUUGAAGAUGUUCAGUUCUGUCCUUCAAGUUCUCAGGAGUUCUGUAGUGUUGGGGAUGAUUCCUGCCUAAUAUUAUGGGAUGCGCGGGCCAGUUCUACUCCAGUCAUAAAGGUUGAAAAAGCUCGUAAUGCAGAUCUUCAUUGUGUUGAUUGGAAUCCCCAUGAUGACAAUCUUAUAUUAACUGGAUCUGCAGAUGCUUCCGUCUGCUUGUUUGAUAGGCGUAGUUUAACUUCAAACGGAGUGGGUUCACCAAUUCAUAUAUUUGAAAAUCACACAUCAGCAAUUCUUUGUGUGCAGUGGUCUCCAGACAAGUCAUCUGUUUUUGGGAGUUCUGCAGAGGACGGUCGACUGAAUAUAUGGGAUUAUGCGAAGGUUGGUGAGGAUACUCAGGCGCCUGCUGGAUUAUUUUUUCAGCAUGCCGGACACAGGGAUAAAGUUGUAGACUUUCAGUGGAAUGCAUCUGAUCCAUGGACAAUUGUUAGUGUAUCUGGUGACAGUGAGUCCUCAGUUAGAGGAGGCGGCACACUUCAGAUAUGGCGAAUGCUUGAUUUGCUUUAUCGGCCUCGAGAGGAGGCAUUGGCUGAGCUUCAAAAGUUCAAAGACCAUAUUUCCCAGUGUACUACUCCCAAGCCACCAGCCUGAGAUACGAUUGGUGUGUGAGAUAGUCUACUUUCUCAUAACAGGUUGACUUGCGCAUCUCAGCCAACCUCUUACCUCCGUAUUUUGAUUAGAGAGUUUCUCAUAACAGGUUUGAGGUUCAUGCGAUGCUCUUGCUAGAGAAAACGUUUGGUAGUUAAUGGAAACUUAAAAGGAUUGAUAAGUACUUGCUAAUGUCGCAAACAAGUCCAUUUUUCGGUGUUUACAAUUCGGGAAUAUUGAAGUUAUACCAUACAUGCACAAAAGCUUAGACAAUGUAGAGGUGUAUAUGAUUCGAAUCUGUCCUAAUCUUUAGUAUUCGUAGGAUUGAAUUGAAUAUAAUAAUUUGGGCAUAUCUGAUCAACUUUUGUGCUUGGCACCGAUUUGAAUUGAUUCUGGGUUUGGCUCAAGAUCACCAAAUCGUAUUGCAUAUUAUAUUUCCUACAAUCAUACCUUUGCAAAUUACUUCUGAAAAGUUACCUGUG